UCGUUGAUUAACUGUCAUAAAUUAACCUUGUCUGUGAUAAAUGUGUCUAGCUCUGGCUUAAUUUGUGCUUUUUAUAGUGGCCGUUUGUUAAAAAUUUGAUCGUACUUAAGCCACAGCGGAACGUUUCGGUUCUGGGGAAGCAAGCACAGAAGGAAAAGUCGGUAGGACCGGAGCCCCGGACAGAGUUAACGGUAACACCAGCUGGAUACAUGUGAGUGAUAGUGUUGUCGUGGAGCGAUGCAGCGGCUGUACGUCGGCGGGUUGAGCCAUUCGAUCACUCAGAAGGAUCUGAAGGAUCGAUUCGGGAAGUUUGGAGACGUGCAGGAUGUGGAGCUCCGGACCAGGAGGGACGACGAGGGUGUUCCUUACAAAACCUUUGGCUACAUCAACAUCAACAUUUCAGACGCUGACCUGAAGAAAUGUCUGACGGUGCUGAACAAAUCCAAAUGGAAAGGAGGAACUCUGCAGAUUGAAACAGCCAAGGAGAGUUUCUUGCACAGACUGGCUCAGGAGCGGCAGGCGGCGGAGGAGCAGCGCCUCCAGCCACCUGCAGCUGAGGACAAGAGACAGAAGCUGCUGGACUCCCUGAGCAAAGCCGGCGUGGACAACUUCACCAUGAAAGCUGCAGUCCCAGGGACCGAAGUACCAGGACACAAGGACUGGGUGGUCAGUAAAUUUGGACGAGUCCUCCCCGUCCUGCAGCUCAGGUGUCAGAAAGGCAACAGAGCCCGAACCCUGAAGUACGACCCGUCCAAAUACAGCCACAACAUCCGCAGGCUGGACCGAAACGCAGCCGACGAGCCCACGCCUGUCACCCAGCUCACCUGGGAGGUACAGGGAGGGGACGAUGACAUCAGCAAAAAGAGGAGGGGGGAGUUCCCUGCAUACGAACCACCGAGACCCAAGAAGAGUCGGAAAGACGUAGUCAACUCCCACAAUGCUGUGGGCAGAACCAGAUUCGAUCACACCGAGGCUCAUCACAUCACCAACGGAUUUGAACCACAGACCAACCACAGGCCGGCUCAGAGGAAGUGGGCACCUGUAACCGGCAGUGACGUCGAUUCAGACGAGGAAAUCCGCAGGCUGGUGGCAGCUGAGAACACCUCCCAUGGUGCACUGCAGCAGGAAGUGGAGGAGGAUAACCUGGAGGUGGUUGGACUUGACUAUUUGGAGAAGUCAGGACGCUCCCGACAGCAGCAGAGAGGUAAGCCCGAUGGCGAAGACGAGGAUGACUAUGAUUCAGCUGACACAGAUGAACUCUUCGCCUCGAGGAAACCUCCUCCUCCUCCAUCAUCAUCACAGGAGAAACAGACACUGCCCACUGCAGAGCACCUGUCAGUGAACAACACCAACAAGAAGAAGAAGAUGAAGAAGAAAGUAAAGGAGGAGUAGAAGAGGAGGAGGAAGGAGGAGGAGGAGGAGGAAGAUCAUCUCACCUUGAGGAAAUCUUCCUGUGCAGAGCAGAAAAAGGAUUCUGGUAAACAGAGCUCUCAGAAACAAGACAGCAGCUCUGACAACCAGAGUAAGAAGAUGACAGUCCUACCUGCUGUAAAACCCCCUUUAUCAGAAUCAGACAGUGAUGAGGAUGAGGAUGAUGAAGAUGAAGAUGAGGAUGAAGAUGAUGAGGAGUCAGAAUCAGCUGACUCCUGUUCAGAUUCUGAUUAUGAAGCAAUGUUUUCAAAUGUCACCUGUCUGGAGAUUUCUCUGGCUGAUCUACAGAGGAUAGCUGAAGAAUCCCAGCAGACCUCUGAAACUACAGCUCCCAGCAUCCUCAGCGCCAACCCCAAGCAAGAGACUAAACCAGCUCCCAAGAAAGGCACAACUCCAGACGAGAUCCUCGCCUCCAUCAUGGAGGACGACAGCAGUGAUGAUGAAAAGAAGAAGAAAAAGAAGAAAAGAAAAGUUGUGUCAGCGCCACUGCCUGCCUUCCAGGGUACAAAAACACUGAAAGAGGGAUCAGAAACAAAUGACUGCCUGAAGACACAGACAGAGGAGGAGAAGGAGAAGGAGGGAAGAGGAGGUGUGGUCAAAAAACAGAAGCUGGAUGCUGAAGCUCCUCAAGUAGACCACAAAACAGCUGACGGCAAAAUCAGCAGGACUCUGAGCAAACAGAACAUGUCAGAGAGCAGUGAGGAGGAAGAAGGAGAAGAGGAAGAAGAAGAGGAAGAAGAAGAGGAGGAGGAGAGAGAAGAAGAAGAGGAAGAGGAGGAAAGGAGGGAGGUAGUGAAGAAUUUGCAGCAACUGUUACCUUCAUCCUCCAGCUCCUCUAGUGAGGAAGAUGAGGACGAGCAAAAGAUAAACUCUGUUAAAGAUGCUAGGAAGACUGCGCUGCCCCCUGCUCCUCAGAGUGAGUCCUCCUCCAGUGAGGAGGAGGAGGAGGAGGAGGAGGAAAAGCAGGCUCCCUCCCGGGUGACAUUAGGAGCUGAGGAGGAAGAGGAGCGGCAGAGGAAGGCCAACGUGAAGAGGCUAGCUGCCAUCCAGCAGAGACUGAAAGAGGCUGAUGAACACAAGAAGCUCAUCCAGGGAGCUCUAGCCAACCUGGAUGCCUCAACACCAGGAGCAGGGAAACACAUAGUUUUUGGCUCUGAUGACGAUGAGGAGGAGGAUGGCGAUGAUGAAGAUAAGCAGCAGACGUCAAAGAAGACCCUGUUCCAGGAGAGCCAAUCAGAGGACGAGGCCACAGGUGACGAGGCAUCAGCCAAUGAGAACGACACAAAAAAAGACAAGGUGCGUCUGAAGCCCUCAGGCCCUCAGCUGUUUGGCGGCAGCGAGGAUGAGGAGGACGGUGCUGAAGAGGAGGAUGGCAGCAGGUUUGACAUCAGGCCUCAGUUUGAAGGUCGAGCAGGUCAGAAGCUGAUGGAGCUGCAGUCUCGCUUCGGGACGGACGAGCGUUUCCGGAUGGACUCCCGCUUCCUGGAGGAGGACAAGGACAAAGAUGAGGAGUCAGAGAGGAAGAGGAGUGCAACAGAGGAAGAUGAAGCUCUGGAGGAGGAGAGGAAGAAGAACCUGUCCAUCCUGCAGAGUGUCCUCGGCAGCAGCCAACAAACCUGCAGCAGCAAGGCCGCCGGCAAAGCCAAGACAUUCAGAGACGUCGCUGCGCUGCACUACGACCCCAGCAAAGAGGAACACGCUGCGUUUGAGACCAAAACAGAGGAAACCAAGGAGAGCAAGUCUGCCAGGAGGAAGAAGAAAGAAGAGGCUCAGAAGCUUCCAGAGGUUUCUAAAGAGAUUUAUUACGACGUGUCCGGAGACCUGAAGGCUGUUUUUGGUGCAACAAAGUCUGACAGCGUCAGUGGAGGAGAAGAGAAGAUGAACUGGGACCAAGAGGAAGAAGAAGAAGAAGAAGAGGAGGAGGAGGGAAGAGGAAAAGAGGAAGAGCAGACCCUACUGUCGUCUCUCGUCUCUGCUGAUCCCAGCGCAGGGAAAGAGGAGUCGUCUGGAUUUAAAUUCUCCUUCUUUGGAGAUGACGCAGAAACAGAGAGUAGAGAAACAGUGGAAUACAAGGUGGAGAGCAUCCAGGCUCCAAAGGUGUCAUGGCAACAAGACCCUCGUUUCCAUGACAGCAGCACGGAGGAGGAGGAGGAGGAGGAAGAGGAGGAGGAGCAGCAGCAAACUACUACUACCAUUAAAACCAAAAGCAAGGAGACUCCUUCAAAGACAGACCUCUUCUUCUUCUUCUACCCUGAAGACAGCAGGUUGACAGAGGGUCCCCAGUCGUUCUGUCGCUCCUCUCAGCUGGAGGAGCAGAGGGAGCAGUGGGAGGAAAGGAGGAGCACAUUGAGACAGGAGUACCGCAAGAAACACAAGGAUGCCCGCAGGAAACUGAAGUCCUCCCUGAAGAGCUGAGGAUUAUAUGUGUUUCAGUGUGCACACAUUGUCUGGACUUCACAAUUAAGGGACUGUGAGAUUAUUUCUCCCUCUCAGACUGAUUUUAACAGUCACACAGAGAGAGACCAAACAGCAGCUGAAGACACAGACUUAGAGUGAAAGUUAUCAGAUUUAUUUUUUCAUUUUAGUAAAUCCUCAGAGAUAUUUUGCCUCCUGUUGGAAUAGGUGCACCUGAUGUUCUCGUUAGUUUGCCAUGGAAACAAUGCUGCAAAUGAACUGAAGGACAGUCAGCAGCUGCAGCCAAUCACAGCUUCAGAGGACCAAACCCGUCAGGAAAUACAUGAAUAAACAACAUGGUCAAACAAACAGAGAAAUUAGGGUAUUUAUAAUAAAAACAAAAAUAAAUAUGAAAAAGUGUAAUAACUUUUUUUCUGCAUUAUUUUAUCUUCCACUGUUGCCUCAGGAUUUACGAUGGAAGUGUUUUCUUCCUGCAUAGUCAUUUAUUUCUCUAUUUAUUUGGCCAUUUUAUUCUUUUUUUUUUUUUUUUUUUGAAGUUGUCAGUUUUGGUCCUCCACACGUUGCCUCAUAUUACUGUGGACUAAAAUAAAAAUAAGAUUUUGUCUAUUUGAA
This is a messenger RNA of Lates calcarifer (barramundi perch), 4458 nucleotides long. RefSeq names its product nucleolar protein 8 (gene nol8). Lineage: Eukaryota; Metazoa; Chordata; Actinopteri; Centropomidae. The record is from RefSeq and is a predicted model, not a curated record. Gene Ontology annotation, molecular function: RNA binding.